CUGUUUAUUGUUUAUUGUCAUUGAUAAAGCUGUGAAACUGGACAAAUUAAAAAAGUUAAGCUUAAUAUUUUUAAGCUAUUAUAAAAUAAUUCAAAUAAUUCAAUAACUAUUUUCUAAACAAGUAAAACAUAAUAAUAUUUCUUACAUUUGUUCGUUUUUUUAAAUUUUAACUAUUAAAUUUUUAUUACUCUUAUUUUAAUAAAUUAAUAAAACCAACUCAUAAUGUCAUCAAGUAGUAGACCUGAAGAUCAUCGACGAAAAUGGGACCGAGACGAAUACGAAAAAUUAGCCAGAAAGCGAUUGAUGGACGAUCUCGACGACGAUCGUUCCAAAGAUCUAUCACCAAUCAAAAGAGAAAUGCUCAAGCAACGAGAUUAUCGCGUAGACUUAGAUUCAAAACUUGGAAAAAGUGUUGUAAUUACUAAAGCUACUCCUUCUUCACAAAGUGGAGGAUAUUACUGUAAUGUUUGCGAUUGUGUGGUUAAAGAUUCCAUUAAUUUUUUGGAUCAUAUAAAUGGAAAAAAACAUCAAAGAAAUUUAGGGAUGUCCAUGAAAAUUGAAAGAUCAUCACUGGAUCAAGUAAAAAAACGAUUUGAAUCGAAUAAAAAGAAAAUGGAAGAAAAGAAAAAGGAUUAUGAUUUAGAACAGCGUUUACGAGAAUUGAAAGAAGAAGAAGAGAAGUUAAAGGAAUAUAGAAAAGAAAAAAAGAAAGAGAAAAAACGAAAACAUGAUGAAUUAGAUGAUGAACCUCAAAACGAUGAUAUGGCAGCAUUAAUGGGAUUUUCAGGUUUUGGGUCAUCAAAAAAAUAACAAUUUUAUACACAAUCAAGUUUAAAUUAUAAAAUAGUACAUAUAAAAUCUCAUUAAUCGACAAUAAUAAUGAUUAAUAACAUCUAAAAUUGUAAUGAAACUGCUUUUUUAAAAUUUCAUAAAUAUUCACACCAAACAACAAACUAAUCUGUAAAAAAAAAAAAUUAAUAUUUAUCAUUAGCAAUUAUUUUUUGAAAUAUUAUAAAUGUACAUAAAAUUAUUCAUAUCAAAAAAUAUUAUUUGAAAUAGAAUAUAGUUGACAGUAUCAAUAAUAAUAAGACACAAUUUUAACUUUUAUUUUAUUAUUAUUAUUAUUGUAUAUAAUUGUAUUCUAUUAAAAUUUUAAAUUAAAAUUAAAUUUCUUCAGUUUUCUUUCUACACAUAAAAUAUUCAAUACAAUGCUGACAUAGAGUGGAUUAUAAGUAUAUGGGAUAUAGCUCAGAAUAAGACUUUUAGGGGCUGAUACUAGAUUGUGGAUACUCAUCGAUAAAAUGCCAAAAAAAAAAAUCCUCUGCCCUGUUUGAACACUGUAUCACUAUAAAAAGUAUUAUUACUUUGUACAUACACUUAUAAUUAUUAUCUAAUAAGAAAUAUAUGAUGUACUAUUGAUUAAAUAUAAUGUAUCUUAUGAUAUUACUUUCAUUACUAAAAUUUUACUCAGAUCAAAAAUAAAAAUAUUAAUAUUAUAGUUACUAGGUAUAAAUAUAAAAUAAAUUAUAGUUAAAUUAUAAUACUAGUCUUUUAGCACAUUUUUAAGUUUAAAUUUUAUAAUAUAUCACUUUCUGUAGACAAUCUUAUUAAAAUCAGAUAGUUUGUUUUAAAAAUGGUAAAAUGUAAUAUUUUUGACCAAAAAACUACUAAAUAAUUUUAAGUUAUUAGCCACACACCCUCCAAUUUUUCUUAAUCCAGGCAUAAUGAGAGAAUAUUUUUAUAGGCAUACAUUUAUAAUUUUAUAGUAUAAGUUUUCAAUACUUUUCUUUCAUUAGAAGGUUUUAAUAACUGCCCAUACGUACCAUACUUCUGCCAUCUAACAUUAAUUUGUAGGUAAAAGAGCAAAGUAUAAAAGGAACAUGGGUGAUUAAACAUCCUUAUACCCUCUAUUCAGCAACAAUGAUACAAUGUAUUUUAUAGUUAAUAGUUUUUUUUUUUUAACUUUAUUAUACUUACUUAAUGUAGUAAAACAAUCAUUAUUCAUUAAGACAAGUUUAAAUUUCUGAAAUACAAAUAUUGAGUAGAAAUAAAACAUCAAACCUUUGUACAGCAUUUCAA
Aphis gossypii (cotton aphid) is the source of this 2079-nucleotide messenger RNA. RefSeq names its product zinc finger matrin-type protein 2. Gene Ontology annotation, molecular function: nucleic acid binding; zinc ion binding. The coding region runs from base 223 to 810 and encodes 195 amino acids. Gene Ontology annotation, cellular component: U4/U6 x U5 tri-snRNP complex; spliceosomal complex. The record is from RefSeq and is a predicted model, not a curated record. The transcript is spliced from 5 exons. Gene Ontology annotation, biological process: mRNA splicing, via spliceosome. NCBI's taxonomy places the organism in Eukaryota, Metazoa, Arthropoda, Insecta, Hemiptera, Aphididae.